AUCAAGGACAUGUAUGAGGGAGCCAAGACCAGGGUAAGGACAGUGGGAGGAGACUCGGAGUACUUCCCAGUGGAGAUGGGGUUGCACCAAGGAUCAGCUCUUAGCCCAUUUUUAUUUGCUCUAGUGAUGGAUUGUCUGAUGCGGCGAAUUCAAGGUGAGGUGCCAUGGUGUAUGUUAUUUGCGGAUGAUAUAGUCUUGAUCGACGAGACACGCAGCGGAGUGAACGCUAAGCUGGAGGUCUGGAGACAAACUCUGGAGUCUAAAGGGUUCAAGUUGAGUAGGACCAAGACAGAGUACAUGGAAUGCAAGUUCAGUGACGUGACACAUGAGUCUGGCGUGGAAGUGAGGCUUGGUACCCAGGUCAUCCCAAAGAAAAGAAGUUUCAAAUAUCUCGGGUCUAUUAUACAAGAAAAUGGGGAUAUUGAAGAUGAUGUCUCACAUCGUAUUGGCGCAGGGUGGAUGAAAUGGAGGCUUGCUUCAGGAGUGCUGUGUGAUAAGAAGGUGCCACUAAAACUUAAAGGCAGGUUCUACAAAGUGGUUGUGAGACCGACCUUGUUGUACGGGGCAGAGUGUUGGGCAGUUAAGAGCUCUCAUGUCCAAAAGAUGAAAGUUGCGGAAAUGAGAAUGCUGCGAUGGAUGUGUGGGCACACCAGCCGAGAUAGGAUUAGGAAUGAAGAUAUCCAGGAUAAGGUUGGAGUAGCAUCAGUGGAGGGCAAGAUGAGGGAAGCGAGACUGAGAUGGUUUGGGCAUGUGAGGAGGAGAGGCAGAGACGCUCCAGUGCGGAGGUGUGAGAGGUUAGCUAUGGAUGGUUUCAGAAGAGGUCGGGGUAGGCCGAAAAAGUAUUGGGGAGAGGUGCUGAGACAGGACAUGGCGCAGGUUCAGCUUACCCAGGACAUGACCCUAGAUAGGAGGUUUUGGAGGACUCAGAUUAGGGUAGAAGGCUAGUAGGUAGUCGUUGUUUCGAUCUAUAGUCUAUUGCCCUUUGUUUCUUGCUACUAUAUGUGGUUUCUUGUACUUCGAUUAUCUUAUUUAUCUGUGGUAGCUAUUGUUCCUUUUUUUUCAGACUGCUUUAUUCUGACUUAUUCGCUUUCUUUAGUUUCAUUUGCAUUCUGCUUUGAACUGCUUGUGCUUAUCUAACCUUUCUCGUUGUGAUUUCUCUUGAGCCGAGGGUCUUUCGGAAACGGCCUCCCUGUCUUUCGAGAUAGGGGUAUGGUCUGCGUACACUUUACCCUCCCCAGACCUCACAUUGUGGGAUUUCACUGGGUAUGUUGUUGAGAUUAGCCUACAAACAGUCUCAUUGAUGCCUGUGUUUGUAGUGUGUAUCAUUAUUUUGGUUGUUUCACUCAAACUAUAUACUUCUAGUUUCCUAAAUUUUGCUUCCUGUACCUGUGCCAGGAUAGUCGAUUUAUUGAACAAUUACACCUCAGUCCUACAUUAGUUGGAGCUAGUUGUAUGAAUCGUAUGCAUUCAUUCAAGGUUGGGCUGAAAUGGAGAAACAUAGUCAGUGAGUAUUCAUAUAGCCGACUCUUAACUUUUUUGAGAUUGAGGUGUAGUUAUUGUUGAUGUAUUCAUUUAAUAUGAGUACUUUAAUUUUUGCUGGCCGUCAAUCUACCAUGAGCUGCUGCUAAAAUGUUUUGGGUUUGGAUCUAACUUACUAGCAACAUUGAAUGGGUAUUAGUUUAGAUAAGAUCCAUGAAUGUAAUUGAAUAUGUUUUGAAAGCGACGCUUAAUACCUCGUGUUUGAAGAUACAAAGUUUCAUAGCGCAAGAUACUUCAAAAUAUAUGUGCUUUGCUCUAAGCGAGAGUAAUAGAGAGUUAUUCAGUAGGGGAAAUAUGAUUUGGAAGAAGAGCUUUACUGGUGAAAAGAACAAAGUUGGGGGAAGGUUCUUACUCCUCACGUGAAAGUUACAUG
Lycium barbarum (goji berry) is the source of this 1912-nucleotide messenger RNA. RefSeq lists its product as uncharacterized. The transcript has a single exon. The record is from RefSeq and is a predicted model, not a curated record. The coding region runs from base 10 to 945 and encodes 311 amino acids. Lineage: Eukaryota; Viridiplantae; Streptophyta; Magnoliopsida; Solanales; Solanaceae.